AUGCUUAAUGAGCAUGUGGACGUUCGCGGCGAUCACGCAAAGCUUGCCAGGGAAACUGGCGCCAAAAGCACUGUUCUUUUGAAGAGCGUCAAUAAGACUCUUCCAUUGACAGGGAAGGAGAAGCUGACUGCGACUUUUGGAGAGGAUGCCGGACCGAACAUCAAUGGUCCUAACAGCUGCAAGUUCCGGACCUGUGACAGCGGCACUCUUGCCGUGGGCUGGGGAUCCGGAGCACCGGAGUUUACUAAUCUCAUCACACCGGACACAGCCAUUCAGAACAAGUUUGUGAAGUACGGCGGCGCCUAUGAGUCCAUCCUCACCAACUGGGCCCCUGCUGAGCAGAUCGAUAUCCUUGCUCGCCGUGCGGAUGUUUCACUUGUGUUCGUCAACAGCAACAGCGGGGAGGGGCAAGUUUUCGAGAACAAUUAUGGAGAUCGCAACAACCUGACUCUCUGGAAAAACGGAGAGGAACUGGUCAAGCGAGUCGCCAGCAGCUGCCCCAAUACGGCCGUUGUCGUCCACUCGACUGGGGCCGUUAUCCUAGAGGAUAUCAAGCAGAAUCCCAAUGUGACAGCUCUGCUCUGGGCUGGACUUCCCGGAGAUCUUCUGAGAUUUAGAAAUAUCAUUUGUUGA
This is a messenger RNA of Aspergillus chevalieri, 633 nucleotides long. Its product is annotated as glycoside hydrolase family 3 protein. The record is from RefSeq and is a predicted model, not a curated record. Gene Ontology annotation, molecular function: beta-glucosidase activity. Gene Ontology annotation, biological process: glucan catabolic process. Bases 1 to 633 code for a protein of 210 amino acids. The transcript has a single exon. NCBI's taxonomy places the organism in Eukaryota, Fungi, Ascomycota, Eurotiomycetes, Eurotiales, Aspergillaceae.